Molecule: messenger RNA, 3148 nt
Organism: Asterias rubens (European starfish)
Lineage: Eukaryota; Metazoa; Echinodermata; Asteroidea; Forcipulatida; Asteriidae
Product: zinc finger protein 64-like
Exons: 3
Coding region: 86-3022 (978 amino acids)
Biological process (GO): regulation of gene expression
Cellular component (GO): nucleus
Source: RefSeq, a predicted model, not a curated record
ACACCUUAAAAAAUUGCACCCAAUAAUCUUCUUAUGUCGUCCGUCACAAUUCCACGGGAACUUGUCAAGUCGAGAAAGUGGCAAAAUGAAUACUUUUAACUGUAAUGGUGGGACAAUUAGUGGUCAGACGCAGCUCUCAUUUCAGUUCAACAUGAAUCAAAUGGACGACCUUCACAUUUGCGGAAUGUGUAAAUGUCAAUUCACCUCCAUAGAGAGUUUCAUCAUACACAAGAGGUCGGGGUGUGCAGUGGCCAAACUUAACAAAGUCAACAGUCUCUUGACAUCCAACCCCUGCAGAGCUACUACCACAUGUAGUGUUUUAAAUGCCCCUACUGUACCUACGGUCAAUGCCAAUACUCCAAGUGCACCAUCCAUCGUCCAGGCAAAGAAACCACCUCGGACAAAGAAGAAACAGAUUUUGCUUGCAGCCACUCCCAAGGUUGUUCCGUCCACACCGUCUGAGAAUAAUAGUUCCAAUCAAUCUGGUGAAGGUAAUGCGGCAAGCCUUGAGCAGAACUUCCGAGACGGUUCUCCUGUACAUAGUCAAGAGCUUCCACAAACCAAUGCAGAAAAACAAUUGCAAGAUGCUCAAUCGGUGGUGGAAACCAUCCGCGAAAGUAUUAGUGGUGCACAAGGGACAGUUGCAAACAGUGACAGUUCAGACGGCCUAAAUCGCAAGGAGAAAAGUAGUGUUAAGGUUAAAUGUUAUGAAUGUUUACACGAGGGCUGUGACUUCAAAACAGCUCACUUGAAAGACAUUCAGCGACAUAAUCGAAUACACACCGGCGACAGGCCUUUCUUGUGUACAUUCUGUCAGCGUCGUUUCGCACGCAAGGACAAGCUACAAAUUCAUCUUCGGACUCAUAGUGGACAUAAGCCAUAUCACUGUCAACAGUGUAGCUAUUCUGCUGUAGACGGGGGCAGUCUAAAGAAGCAUAUGAGGACACACACUAAGGAGCGUCCGUUCAAGUGUCAGAUCUGCUCUUACGCGAGCCGUAACUCUAGCCAGCUGACCACUCAUCUUCGGACUCACACGGGUGACUCCCCCUUCCACUGCAAUCAGUGCUCUGCUAAGUUCAAGAUCAGCACUGAUCUACGGCGGCACAAGAGAGUCCACACUGGGGAGAAGCCGUACAAGUGUUCCUCUUGUCCGUAUGCAAGCGCCCUCAACAGUAACCUCAAGUCGCAUAUUCAGCACAACCACCUGAGAGAGAAAAGCUUCCAGUGUGAGGAAUGUAGCUUCACCUGCUGCACCAGUAAGCAGUUAAAGCAGCAUGAGAGCACACAUCCUAACCGUCAUCCAAUUAAGUGUUUGGAGUGUGACUUCAUCUGUCUAAACAAACGUUCUUUCAGAAGACAUGAGCGGAAACACAGCAAAGAUAAGCCACACAAGUGUCCUCACUGCUCCUUCUCAUCCAAGCUGCUUCGCCACAUUUCACUUCACAUAAAGAAACUCCAUGCAGACCUCCCCAAGGUGAAAAGACAGAAGCAGGCAACAAAGUCCACAAAGAAUCAAACCUCAAAAGACAAGAAAAAACCUAAGCCUCAGGUUCUCAGCGGUAAGAAACCGUUCAAUUGUGAUAAAUGCGAUGCGUCUUUCAUGCGCAGGGACUCAUUUACGAGUCAUAGAAGGCACCAUGAUACUGUAUCAGACUCCAUUGAGAGCACUGCCCUCGCAGUACUUCAACUCCAGCAGCUUCCACAACUGUCAACCCCAGACCCCUCAUCAUCUGUCCACUUGCCAACAACAAAUACAGCAAAUCAAAACCACAACAACAACAGUUUAUUCAGUGACUUAAAUCCAACACCACCUAGUGAUAUUGAAAUGCUGCUGAGUGUUAUUAACUCUCAAGUCGUACAAAGUCCUGUAAACAGCGAUUCAGAGAUUUGCCAUCCCAGAAGUUCUGCACAAGGAGGAGAGGCUGGAAGCAUCUCCCAAGAUGGAGGUACGGUUCAGAGUAAAUCCUCAACUGUUAUCAUCCAACCACAGGCAACGACUGGAGAGACGGUAACUCUGCAGGUUAUUUCGCAUGACAACAAUGACCAAGCAACUCAAAGCCAUAACAAUGCGGGGUUAAGUUCUCCAGGUCCAAAUUUGUUUGUGCAGCAACUGCCAAUGUUUCCAAACCAAGCAUUAUUACACAUUCCGCAGUUUACAACCCAGCACACGGUAACGACCACUGCUCAGGAAGUCAGUAAGCGGCCAACCAUGACCAGAUUCCCAAUAAACUCCAACACUCUGGGUGAUACAUCAUUCACAGGAAGCCAUUUAAUGCAAGGGUUGCUGAACUCACCAAAAAUCAUUGGUACGAAACAGCAACCAGUACCUACCAUCCAGCAAUCAUUUUUGCAGCAACCCAACAACAGAAUAAUUUCUGGCAGCAACUUAAACUUACUCUCCAACUCGAUGCGUCCUUCCACACCUCUCUUCCCCAAUGCCAGCCAAUCUGCUCUUGGAGCUCCUCAACUCCUUUCACAAAAGAAUGUAUUCCUUGGAACCAAUCAGGUACUACCUGGCGUUCAAUCCCAGCGUCAUUUGGCAUUCACAAAGACUGUCCAGUCAACCCCAGCAAAUGCAGUCGCACCUCAAACACAAACUACCUACUGGAACUCUCAGAUAACUACACAAAUGGGCCAGCUGCAAGUUCUACCCCAGCUGCAUGGUUCUAAUCAACUGCAGCAGCAGCAGCAGUUUGCACCUGCAGUCUUGAAUGCUACAUCGACUAGCUUGCCUUUGUCGAUCAGGCAAUCCCUGGCGACAGACGUUCUCACACAUCAGGUCUUGGCACAAUUGCCUCUGGCACCACCACAACAUCAGCAAUUCACACAGCAGAUGAAGCAGCACAUUGCAUUCCCUCAAAGCAAAAUUCUCAAUAUACCUCAGGUUACUUCAGCUUCUAAAUGUGUGUCCAAUACUUUCAUUUCAUCCAGUGUGGUGGGAGACAAGACAAGCAGUUCAAACAUUCAUGUUACAUCUCUCAGAUUGGGAUCCGUCUCAACUACCCAAUCAAAUUCCAUGUAGUCCACUGCUGUCAUCUCUUCAACUAUUUCUUCUUAAAGCCUAAAAAUAUGUUCAUGGUUAAUGUGCCACCAGUGCAGUGUGUCCAACCUGGUUCCUCCUAUCAGGGCCAAAUUUUAUAAAGCAUGU